GGCGGAGCGAAGACACACCCCACCCUCCGCGUUCGACCCCGCCCCUUCGGUCCCGCCCCUCCCGGGUCCCUGCCUGCGCCCCCAGCAGUGCCCUGGCCACAGAGCCUCCCCUGCCGCCCGAUGAAUGGAGUCGCCUUCUGCCUGGUCGGGAUCCCGCCUCGCCCGGAGCCCCGGCCCCCCAAGCUGCCUCUGGGCCCGAGGGAUGGGUGCUCUCCCGCGCGCUCCCUCCCCUGGCAGGGCCCACGGACGCUGCUCCUGCACAAAAACCUCCAGGAUGGCUUCGGCUUCACCCUGCGCCACUUCAUCGUGUACCCACCCGAGUCCGCCGUGCACUGCAGCCUGAAGGAGGAAGAGAAUGGAGGCCGAGGAGGAGGACCCUCCCCCCGGCACCGCCUGGAGCCCAUGGACACCAUCUUUGUCAAGAAUGUGAAGGAUGAUGGCCCCGCCCAUAGGGCGGGCCUUCGCACAGGAGACCGGCUGGUGAAGGUGAAUGGGGAGAGCGUCAUUGGGAAGACCUACUCCCAGGUCAUAGCUCUGAUCCAGAAUAGCGAUGACACUCUGGAACUUUCCAUCAUGCCCAAGGACGAGGACAUCCUCCAACUGGCCUACUCCCAGGACGCCUACCUGAAGGGGAACGAGCCGUAUUCUGGAGAGGCCCGGAGCAUCCCAGAGCCACCCCCGAUCUGCUACCCCCGAAAGACCUAUGCCCCGCCAGCCCGGGUCUCCACCUGGGCCACUAUGGUUCCUGAGCCGCUCUCAGCACUGCCCGGUGACCCCCGGAGUCCUGCUGCCUGGAGUGACCCGGGGCCCCGCAUCCCGUCUACCGCCCGCUCCCAUCCGGACCACCCUUCCUUGGGGAUGAGCCAGCCCCGCCCCAGCCCUGGUGCCUUCCCCCGCCACCCCUCAGAGCCCCGGACGCCUCGUGCCUUCCCGGAGCCUGGCAGCCGGGCACCCCCCAGCAGACUGGAGUGCCAGCAGGCCUUGUCACACUGGCUGUCGAACCAGGUACCCCGCAGGGCGGGGGAGAGACGGUGCCCCGCCAUGCCCCCCCGGGCCCGCAGUGCCUCCCAGGACCGACUGGAGGAGGUGACUGCCCAUCGCCCUUGGCCCUGCUCCACCUCCCAGGGUGCCUUGAGCCAGCUGGGCCAGGAGGGCUGGCACCGAGCACGCUCAGACGACUACCUGAGCCGGGCCACCCGCUCUGCUGAGGCGCUGGGGCCAGGAGCGCUGGUGUCACCCCGCUUCGAGCGCUGUGGCUGGGCUUCCCAGCGACCGUCUGCCCGUACCCCUGCCUGCGCACCCAGGGACCUGCCCGGGCCCCAGGCCCCAGCCCCGCCUGGCCUGCAGGGCCUGGACGACCUCGGGUACAUCGGGUACCGGAGCUAUAGCCCAUCAUUCCAGCGCCGGACUGGCCUCCUGCAGGCGCUCUCCUUCCGGGACUCCCCCUUUGGGGGGCUGCCCACCUUCAACUUGGCCCAGUCCCCGGCACCGUUCCCACCGGAGGCAUCUGAACCACCAAGAGUUGUCCGACCAGAACCCAGCACCCGGGCCUCGGAGCCUCCCUCCGAGGAUCGCCGUGAUGAAGUGAUCCUGAGGCAGAAGCCUCCCACGGGCCGCAAGGUCCAGCUGCCCCCUGCAAGACAGAUGAACCUUGGGUUUGGUGAUGAGUCCCCAGAGCCAGAGGCCAGUGGGCGAGGGGAACGCCCGGCCAGGAAGGUGGCCCCUUUGGCCACUACUGAAGACUCUCUGGCUUCCAUUCCCUUCAUCGACGAGCCCACCAGCCCCAGCAUUGACCUCCAAGCCAAGCACGUCCCUGCUUCUGCUGUGGUCUCCAGCGCCAUGAACUCCGCCCCUGUCCUGGGCACCAGCCCAUCCUCCCCAACCUUCACCUUUGCCCUCGGCCGCCAUUACUCCCAGGACUGCAGCAGCAUCAAGGCCGGCCGCCGUUCUUCCUACUUGUUGGCCAUCACCACCGAGCGCUCCAAGUCCUGCGACGACGGGCUCAACACCUUCCGGGACGAGGGCCGGGCUCUGCGGCGCUUGCCGAACCGCGUGCCCAGCCUGCGGAUGCUUCGAAGCUUCUUCACUGAUGGGUCCUUGGAUAGCUGGGGCACUUCCGAAGAUGCUGACGCUCCUUCCAAGCGACACUCAACCUCUGACCUCUCAGAUGCGACCUUCAGCGACAUCAGGAGAGAAGGCUGGUUGUAUUAUAAGCAGGUCCUCACCAAGAAAGGGAAGAAAGCGGGCGGCGGCCUGCGCCAGUGGAAGCGGGUGUACGCCGCGCUGCGGGCGCGCUCGCUCUCGCUGAGCAAGGAGCGGCGGGAGCCCGGGCCGGCGGCGGCGGGGGCGGCGGCGGCCGUCGCAGGUGAGGACGAGGCGGCGCCCGUCUGCAUCGGCUCCUGCCUGGUGGACAUCUCCUACAGCGAGACCAAGAGGAGGCACGUGUUCCGGCUGACCACCGCUGACUUCUGUGAAUAUCUCUUUCAGGCUGAGGACCGGGAUGACAUGCUGGGCUGGAUCAGAGCGAUCCGAGAGAACAGCAGGGCCGAGGGCGAGGACCCCGGCUGUGCCAACCAAGCUCUGAUCAGCAAGAAGCUUAAUGAUUAUCGCAAAGUGAGCCAUAGCUCUGGGCCCAAAGCUGAUUCUUCCCCCAAAGGCUCUCGUGGCCUGGGGGGACUCAAGUCUGAGUUCCUCAAACAGAGUACGGCACGUGGCUUCAGAACUCAGGACCAGCCUGCAGGGAGCAAGGAUGACAGUGUCUCCACCUCCAAAACCCCCUGGGGCAUCAACAUCAUCAAGAAGAACAAGAAGGCAGCUCCCAGGGCAUUUGGGGUCCGACUGGAGGAGUGCCAGCCAGCCACGGAGAACCAGCGUGUCCCCUUGAUCGUGGCUGCAUGCUGUCGAAUUGUGGAGGCACGGGGGCUGGAGUCCACGGGCAUUUACCGAGUCCCAGGCAACAAUGCAGUGGUAUCCAGCCUGCAGGAACAGCUCAACCGUGGCCCCGGAGACAUCAACCUGCAGGAUGAGCGCUGGCAAGACCUCAACGUGAUCAGCAGCCUGCUCAAGUCCUUCUUCCGAAAGCUACCUGAACCUCUUUUCACCGAUGACAAAUACAACGACUUCAUCGAGGCCAAUCGCAUUGAAGACUCGAGGGAGCGCUUGAAGACGCUGCGGAAGCUGAUUCGGGAUCUCCCAGGACACUACUAUGAAACACUGAAAUUCCUCGUGAGUCAUCUGAAGACCAUUGCCGACCACUCAGAGAAAAACAAGAUGGAGCCCCGGAACUUAGCCCUGGUCUUCGGGCCGACGCUGGUGAGGACGUCUGAGGACAACAUGGCAGAUAUGGUGACCCACAUGCCUGACCGCUACAAGAUUGUGGAGACGCUGAUCCAGCACUCAGACUGGUUCUUCAGCGACAGCGAGGACAAGGGAGAGAGAACCCCCGUGGAUGACAAGGAGCCUCAGUCAGUGCCAAACAUCGAGUACCUCCUGCCUAACAUUGGCAGGACAGUGCCGCCUGGAGAGCCGGGCUCAGAUUCCACCACCUGUAGUUCAGCCAAGUCUAAGGGCUCAUGGGCCCCCAAGAAGGAGCCGUACACCCGGGAGAUGCUGGCGAUCUCCUUCAUCUCUGCGGUCAACCGCAAGAGGAAGAAGCGGCGGGAGGCGCGGGGACUGGGCAGCAGCACAGACGACGACUCGGAGCAGGAAGCGCACAAGCCUGAGGCGGGGGCGCCGGCGCCGCGGGCCCAGGACCGGCCGGAGGGGCAGCGGCCGGGAGCCGCCGCCCCCGAGGCCCCCGGACGCCAGCCCCCGGCGGCGCCGGAGGAGCGGCCGGCUGCGGACACGCGCUCGAUCGUCUCGGGCUACUCCACCCUGUCCACCAUGGACCGCAGCGUGUGCUCGGGCGCCGGGGGCCGGCGGGCGGGCGCGGGGGACGAGGCGGACGACGAGCGCAGCGAGCUGAGCCACGUGGAGACGGACACGGAGGGCGGCGCGGGACCCGGGGGGCGCCCGGCGCGCCGGCCCUCGUUCAGCUCGCACCACCUGAUGCCCGGCGACACCCUGGCGCGGCGCCGCCUGGCCCGGAGCCGCGCGGACGGCGAGGGCGCGGGCGCGGCCGCCGGGCUGCCGGGCUCGGCCUCGUCUAGCAGCCAGGAGUCGCUGCGCCCCCCGGCGGCCGUGGCGGCGGCGGCGGCGGCGCUGGGCUCUCGGCCCUCGCGCCUCGAGGCGCUGCGGCUGCGCCUCCGCGGCACCGCCGACGACAUGCUGGCCGUGCGGCUGCGGCGGCCGCUGUCCCCCGAGACGCGGCGGCGCCGGAGCAGCUGGCGCCGCCACACAGUGGUUGUGCAGAGCCCGCUGACCGACCUCAACUUCAACGAGUGGAAGGAGCUGGGAGGCGGGGGUCCCCCGGAGUCCGCGGGCCCGCGGGCGCACAGCGACAACAAGGACUCGGGCCUCAGCAGCCUGGAGUCCACCAAGGCGCGGGCCCCGUCGACCGCCGCCUCUCUGCCCCCCGCGCCCGGGGACCCGGGAGCCCCGCAGAGCCAGCCGCCGCGCCGCUCGGCCGCCUCCCGCCUCCAUCAGUGUCUGUGACACCGCCCGCGCCGGUCACCCCGCCCCCGCCCCGGUUUCCCAGGAGUCGUCUUUGCCUGCACCCCUUCUCUGGUCGCCCAUGGGAGCAUCCGGGUGCAAGUGGGGGGCGCUGAGGCCGCGCCUCUGGUUUGUGCGCUGGAAUUGGUCGGGAGAAGCCGGGGCUGGACACGGAGUGGGAGCGGAAGGCAGGGGCUCCGAGGCUGAGGAGACCGAGAAGGGUUAGGCUACUGGGGCUCCGUGCAGGGCUGCGAGGGUCUCUGUCCCUUGGAUAAGUGUGCCCUUCUGGGCCCUUGUGUCUGCACUUAGGGACUCUUAUCGGCCCAUAGGCUGUGGAUAGGGAGCCCCUAAGGCUCAGACCAAGAAGACACUGGGUGAUGCUGGCUCCUCACCCCUUUCCUCUGCCCUCGCCGCGCGCAUUAGCCCCUAGCUGCCAGCUCAGGUGGGGGUGUGUGUGUGUAUGUUGGGGGAGAGGAGGUAGGGCGAUAGUGUCCGUGGGGGGCGGGGGUGUGUGUGUGUGUGCGCGAGUGUGUGUUCUCACUGUCCAAGUGUUUCCGUAGCAACUCCUGCCACCCCUGCCCCUUUCCUCCCCCGCCCCCAUCAGGGCUCCCUGUCUUCCGCGCACACAGGGAUCCUGCUCCCCUGCCGCCUGUCAGAGCCAGAGAAGAGGGGUGGGGCCCCUCCACAGAGGCAGGACUGACACUUCCCAGGGUUACUCACCGACCUUUUUCCAAUCUUUACAUUAUGACCAUGGGGAGCUGCCUGUGCCCCAGACCGUCUGGGGAGGGUCCAGAGUCCCCCCGGCUAGACCUCUUGCCCCUCUUUUUGUUCUUCCAGCUGUGCCUGCUCCUUCCACAGCUAAGGCACACGGGCCCCACCUUCUUCCCUUUAAGAGGGAGGGUAGAAAACAUCCUUGGUGUCUAAGUGUCUGUCUCUCACACUCUCAUUCACUCACUCUCUCUCACACACACACACAGAUGGACGGGAUCUGCGCUGGGCUGCUCCUUCAGGAAGGGCAGGACCCAGCGCCCUCUUCCCCCCACAGUUGUAAAUAGAUCUCAGAUCACAGGCCUCUCCACCCACGUCCUCACUCAUCCCAGGGAAGCCCAGGGGGUUGUGAACCCACUGCCACGUCGAUCGGUCCUCUUGUUUUAUGCAAAGAUUUGCUGUAAAGUAGAUUUCUUGAUCCUCCCUGCCUCAUCCUUUAUUGUAAAUAUUGUCUCUAAAUGUGUAACAUAUUAUAAAGAAUUUAUAAGGAUUUUUAAAGAUGUUUUGCUCAUUUAAAAGUGUUGUAACAGUGUUGAAUAAGCCUCUGCCCGACGUCCGCAUGUCUCCUCUCACUGUGUCCUUGACACACCUCUCUAGGCGACAACUAAGAUUUCCUGCUUCUGAAAAGUCCUGUCUGAACAGUAUAGUCUAUACCUUGGAAAUAAAUGGCCUUCCUUGAGGCA
Messenger RNA from Capra hircus (goat), 6041 nucleotides. RefSeq names its product Rho GTPase activating protein 23 (gene ARHGAP23). Gene Ontology annotation, molecular function: protein binding. The record is from RefSeq and is a predicted model, not a curated record. Gene Ontology annotation, biological process: signal transduction. Lineage: Eukaryota; Metazoa; Chordata; Mammalia; Artiodactyla; Bovidae.